AUGUUUCCCUUCUUUCCCCACAGUGUGUCCAGCGUUCAGAUUCUGAAAGUCAGGGCCGCCCAGUCUUCCUACCUGGCUCUCAGGCAGGGCCGUGUUGUGGAAACCUGGCAUGAGUCUGUGGAUCUGUCCUCCUGUGGCUACGGAGCUCACAAUGGACGGGAGAAACUGUAUUGCUUCCUCUGGGUCCUUUGCAGUCUCUCUCCCUCUCCAAACACGGCGGCCUCAGCAAAAAAGAAGAAUAAGAAGGGAAAGACUAUCUCCCUAACAGACUUUCUGGCUGAGGAUGGAGGGACUGGUGGAGGAACCACCUAUGUUCCCAAACCAGUCAGCUGGGCUGAUGAAACAGAUGCCCUGGAGGGAGACGUUUCAACCACUUGGCACAGUAAUGAUGAUGAUGUGUUUAGGGCACCUCCGAUUGACCGUUCCAUCCUUCCCACUGCUCCACGGGCUGCUUGGGAACCCAAUAUCGACCGGAGCCGUCUUCCCAAAUCUCCACCCUACACUGCUUUUCUAGGGAACCUGCCCUAUGAUGUAACGGAAGACUCUAUUAAGGAAUUCUUUAGAGUAUUAAAUAUCAGUGCAGUGCGUUUGCCAUGUGAACCUAGCAAUCCGGAGAGGUUGAAAGGUUUUGGUUAUGCUGAGUUUGAGGACCUGGAUUCCCUUCUCAGGGCCCUCAGUCUCAAGGAAGAGUCUCUAGGUAACCGAAGAAUUCGAGUGGAUGUUGCUGAUCAAGCACAGGAUAAAGACAGAGAUGAUCGUUCUUUUGGGCGAGAUAGAAAUCGAGAUUCUGACAAAACAGACACAGGCUGGAGGGCCGGUCCUGCUGCUGACAGCUUUGAUGACAACCCGCCUGGAAGAGGUGAUGACGGCUUUGGAGACAAGUAUCGAGAUCGCUGCGAUUCAGACCGGUAUCGAGGGUAUCGGGAUGGCCCACGCCGGGAUAUGGAUCGCUAUGGGGGUCGAGACCGCUAUGAUGACCGAGGCAGCAGAGACUGUGACAGAGGCUAUGAUUCCAGAGUAGGCAGUGGCAGAAGAGCCUUUGGUAGUGGGUACCGUAGAGAUGGCGACUGCAGAGGAGGAGGAGACCGCUAUGAAGACCGCUGUGACAGACGGGAUGAUCGGCCCUGGGGCUCCGGGGAUGAUUACAGGCGUGAUGACAGAGGGCCCCAAAGACCCAAACUGAAUCUGAAGCCUCGGAGUACUCCUCAGGAGGAUGAUUGCUCUGCUAGCACCUCCCAGUCCAGUCGAGCGGCUUCCAUCUUCGGAGGAGCAAAGCCUGCUGACACGGCUGCUAGAGAGAGAGAAGUAGAGGAGCAGCUACAGAAGGAGCAGGAGAAACUGCAGCGUCAGUUGGAUGAGCCAAAACUAGAACAACGGCCUCGGGAGAGACACCCGAGCUGGCGAAGUGAAGAAACUCAGGAACGGGAAAGGUCAAGGACAGGAAGUGAGUCAUCACGGACCGGGACCUCAGCCCCAUCUGGCAGAAAUGCCCGAAGGAGAGAGAGUGAGAAGACUCUAGAAAAUGAAACACUCAAUAAGGAGAAAGACCGUCACUCUCCAACUUCUAAGUCUCCCAAACCUGGUCAGCCUCUAAAGGUAAUGCCAGCCCCUCCACCAAAGGAGAAUGCACGGGUGAAGCGAAGUUCUAACCCUCCUGCUGGAACUCAGAGCUCAGACACAGAGCCGCAAUCCCCUACGAGCGGGGGAAAAGUAGCUCCAGCUCAGCCUUCUGAGGAAGGACCGGCAAGGAAAGAUGAAAACAAAAUACAUGGGAUAAAUGUCCAAAAAGGCCACACUGGGAGCUCCAGAUGUGGUCCAGGAGAUGGGGGGAGCAAAGACCACUGGAAGGAGACAGACAGGAAAGAUGGCAAAAAGGAUCAAGACUCUAGAUCUGCACCCGAGCCAGAGAAGCCUGAGGAAAAUCCAGCCUCCAAGUUCAGUUCUGCAAGCGAGUAUGCUGCUCUUUCCGUGGAUGGUGAAGAUGAAAAUGAAGGAGAAGACCACGCUGAGUAGACCUGGACAGCCUGUGCUUUCUCCUAGUCUUUCUCCACCCUGGAACAUUCAAGAGCAAAUCAAACCUCUAUCCAGACAAGGCAAAAUAAAACGCACCAUC
Fukomys damarensis (Damara mole-rat) is the source of this 2113-nucleotide messenger RNA. Its product is annotated as eukaryotic translation initiation factor 4B-like. NCBI's taxonomy places the organism in Eukaryota, Metazoa, Chordata, Mammalia, Rodentia, Bathyergidae. The record is from RefSeq and is a predicted model, not a curated record. Gene Ontology annotation, molecular function: RNA binding.